Molecule: messenger RNA, 1175 nt
Organism: Solanum verrucosum
Lineage: Eukaryota; Viridiplantae; Streptophyta; Magnoliopsida; Solanales; Solanaceae
Exons: 12
Coding region: 88-1134 (348 amino acids)
Molecular function (GO): kinase activity
Source: RefSeq, a predicted model, not a curated record
CAGUAAAUUUAUGGUUAAAAUGUCGAUUCACUCAACCCCAUCUGGGUCAGCAAUCCCAAUUGACGCCAUUGUUGUUUGGGUUGUGGGAUGGUGGCAUUGGACUACUUGGUUACUGUUGAUUCUUAUCCUAAGCCUGAUGAUAAAAUUCGUAGCACCAGUUUUCAGGUUCAGGGAGGUGGGAAUACUGGGAACGCUAUGACUUGUGCAGCUCGUUUGGGUUUAACUCCAAGAAUUAUAUCCAAGGUCGCGGAUGACUCUCAAGGGAAAAGAAUAUUGAACGAGCUAGAAGCUGAUGGCAUUGAUACAUCUUUUAUUGUGGUGUCCAAAGGGUGCCAUUCAACAAUCUCUUAUGUCAUUGUUGACAGUCAAACGAAAACACGAACUUCCAUCUACACACCAGGAUAUCCACCCAUGGUAGCUGAUGAUUUGCCAUACUCGAGUUUGUCGUCUGCAUUGGAUGGUGCGAGGCUUGUCUAUACUGAUGGAGUACUUCAUGAAGCUGCUUUAGUUGUGGCCCAAGAGGCACAUCAAAGGAGUAUACCUAUUGUGAUUGAUGCAGAAAGUAAAAUAGAAGGGUUGGAUGAACUUCUACACUUGGCAACCUACAUUGUUUGCUCCACAAGAUUUCCACAGAUAUGGACCGAGGCUCCUUCUAUAGCAGGUGGACUAAUAUCCAUGCUUUUAAAGUUGCCAAGUGCCAAAUUUAUAAUUGCUACAUUGGGAGAAGAUGGCUGCAUAAUGCUAGAAAGAGCAGAAACUGGGGAUAUCCAGCCUGAAGAAGUUGAUAUUGAUGACUUGUUUGAAAAAAUGAAGCAGAGUAUUGAUACUACCUCAACCCUGCCAACAUGCAAAACCUCGGAUGUUGCAAAGCUGCACGCGAAAGGGAUUGGGACUGUGUGUGGUAGGCUGCUCGUGGGAACAGCUGAAAAGAUACCAUCCUCGGAGAUAGUUGAUACAACUGGUGCUGGAGAUGCAUUUGUUGGAGCAGUUCUUUAUUCUCUCUGUGCUAAUUUCCCACCUGAAAAGAUGCUGAUGUUUGCUUCGCAAGUGGCAGCUAUUGGGUGCAGCGCCUUGGGAGCAAGAGCUGGUCUUCCUCAUCUGACUGAUCCUCGCUUCUCACCCUUCUUAGCUUAGAAGACCAGACAGAAAUUUGGACCAUUUUAAUUACUGGAAUU